Molecule: messenger RNA, 225 nt
Organism: Acaulospora colombiana
Lineage: Eukaryota; Fungi; Glomeromycota; Glomeromycetes; Diversisporales; Acaulosporaceae
Source: the annotation of a GenBank genome assembly
GCGAUGGCAGCAGAAGGAUUGGGCAUAGAAGAGAGUAUCAAUACCACCAUAGCCAGAGGGUGGAAUACCAGCCUAUCUAAUAGGCCAACAAGGGCGAGGUAUUGCGGGGGCUCGGCUAUCGAUUUGGAAGAGGUGAGCAGAGCCUUUUGGCCUGUACAAUCUGCAGAGGUGGAGGCGCCGCUCGGCCAUCGCCCGGUCAAUAGUGGGUCGGCGUUUCUCUUCUAG